AUGAGGGACUUUCAACUAGCUCUGGAGUAUUGUGAUCUCUCUGAUUUGGGGUAUAGAGGUCCUAAAUUUACAUGGAUUAAUUGCAGAGAGGACCAAGCCUUUAUAAAAGAGUGCCUGGACAGAGGGUUUGCCAAUCCGAGCUGGAGAGAAUUUUUUCCAGAAACUGAAAUUUACGUGGAGGCUGUUACCACCUCGGACCAUGCAGUACUUAUUGCUUCUCUGUAUGGGCAAAGGGUUGGAUUUUCGAAAGGAAAAAGAUUUAGAUUUGAAGCUAGUUGGGCCGUUGGGAAGGACUACCAGGAGGUGUGUGAACAUGCAUGGAAUCGCACCCUUGUCCAAGCUUUAUGUACUGUUAGUUAUUCAAGAUCGAGGAGAAUAAUCUAUUGUAUCAACUAUAAAAAUUACAACAGAGAGAUUUCGUUGGAGUACUGCAAAAGAACCAGAGAAUUAUCUAAGGAGUUGCUGAAAGGAAUAUCAAUGAGCUUGGGAUUGGGAGACACCUACAUAGAAAACGCCUUGAAUUUGGAAUCGGGUUUGCAAAUCCUCAUUGCAAACUUGUAUCCGCCUUGUCCGGAGCCGGAGCUAGCAAUGGGGUUGCCGCCGCAUUCCGAUCACGGCCUGUUGACCCUCCUCAUACAAAAUGGGAUCUCUGGGCUUCAGGUGCAGCAUCAAAGCAAGUGGGUCAAUGUCAAUUACAUUCCAAAUGCAUUCAUCGUUAACGUCGGCGAUCACAUGGAGAUUAUGAGCAACGGGAAGUACAAGAGUGUUGUACAUCGGGUAUUUGUGAAUGAGAAAGCUACAAGAAUAUCGAUAGUCACACCUUUUGGGCCAUCGCUAGAAACGGUUGUCAGCCCGGCACCGGAGCUGGUCCACCGUGAAACCAAUGCACCUGCAUACACUGGAAUGAAGUAUAAGGACUACCUGCAUCUGCAGCAAAGCAGCCAGCUUGAUGGCAAAGCCUGCUUGGAUCAUGUUCGAAUCUUGCCUGCCUAAACUAGUUCCCUCUACCUUAUCCAUGUAACCAAACAAACUUCCUUUUCAUUUCCCUGUUUAAGGACUAUGAUUUUUUUUUUUCUUUUUUCUUUUUUUUUCUUUAGGGAUAUGUAAAUUAAUUUCUUGAAAUCUCAUUGUUCAUAUUUAUAUUUUAUAUUAUCAAUAUUUGUAAUUUCUAAGA
Molecule: messenger RNA, 1174 nt
Organism: Corylus avellana
Lineage: Eukaryota; Viridiplantae; Streptophyta; Magnoliopsida; Fagales; Betulaceae
Source: RefSeq, a predicted model, not a curated record